Molecule: messenger RNA, 1567 nt
Organism: Cylicocyclus nassatus
Lineage: Eukaryota; Metazoa; Nematoda; Chromadorea; Rhabditida; Strongylidae
Source: the annotation of a GenBank genome assembly
UUGUUUUUAUACAAGUCCACUGACCAGAUUAUUUUGCUUCGUUAGCAUCACGAUUUGCAUGCCCGUGCCGGACGGGGAACAAGUAGUGAUCGGCGGCAGCUACCUUGUGAGAGGAAGAAGAGGUCGAUGGCGUGGGGCAACAGUACUGGAUAAACGACAACAAAAGACUGGAACUGUUGAAUGCUAUGUUCAUUUCGAUGGCGAUGACAGAAGGUUGGAUCAGUGGGUGGAUCUGGCUAAAGUAAAGCCACGAUCACAACGCUACAGAAGUGCUUUAACGAGAUGCGAAAGUAGAGAAAAGAGGAUCCGCAAAAUCAAAGAUGCCUCCCCUGUCAGUUAUAUCAUCGACUACUCCAAUGUACUUGAAGAAGAACAUAAGGAGGUAACGAAGGUGAAAUACAUCGAAGUCAUCCGUUUUGGAGAGUUUGAAAUUGACACCUGGUAUGUAUCACCUUAUCCUGAUGAAUAUGGUCGAGAGAAAUACUUGUACAUAUGCGAAUUUUGUUUCUUAUACUUUAGACAUGAAAGGGCGUUCAGAAUGCACUUGAGUUCCUGCAAUGCGCGACAUCCUCCUGGACGAGAGAUCUAUCGCGACAUCAUGGAAGGGAUUGCGGUUUUCGAAAUAGACGGGGAAAUUGAAAAAAUGUACUGCCAGUGUUUGUGCUUAUUCUCGAAAUUGUUCAUGGAUCAUAAAACUAUCUAUUUUGGAGUAUCUGGUUUUCUCUUCUAUGUGCUUUGCGAGUUGAAUCAAGCUGGUGAUGUUCGUCCUGUUGGUUAUUUUUCCAAAGAGCGAGGAUGUGCUGAUGAUCUUAAUCUCAGCUGUAUCUUGAUUUUUCCCCCAUUUCAGAGGCGUGGUUAUGGGAGUUUUCUAAUUCAGCUCAGUUACGAACUAUCACGACGGGAAAAUAUCCAAGGUUCACCGGAAAAGCCAUUGUCUGAUCUUGGCUUGGCCAGUUACAGGCACUACUGGGCCUACAGGAUUGUUGAUCAUUUGUCCGGCCUGAUGGACACCUCAUGGAUCCGUGUAUCGGAGUUGGCUGGAAUUUUGGGCAUGCAGGUCGAAGAUGUCGUAGACACGCUGGAAUGGUUGCACCUCUAUGAUCCAACCUUGAUAUCAGAAACGCCCGAAGAUAUUGAACCUUGGGUGUUUGUUUACAUUAAAAAGUUAGAAUUAUUGCGUAAAACAGUAGCGAGACCUCCACGUUUGACACUGAAUGCACGAAUGCUCCAUUGGCGACCUAACAAGAUGUAGGAUCUUCCAACAAGCUCCACUAGACAGUUACCGGUUUAAUAUUGGAUCGAAGUGUUUCGCUAUGGGUUAAACUCUUUCGUUCAGAGUGGUCAUAUUCAUCUUUCUUCAUAUUUGAAAUUUAUGCUAAUUUUGGUUUGUUUUAAUUUUCUCCUUGUGUAGCAAAAUUAUCAUCGCUUUAGGUGGAACUGAGGUAUCGAAUGUUGAUAAACUGAAUUAGAUUGUAGAAUUAAGCUCAUUAGAUUUUUGUGCUUUCUGCUUUGCAAAGAUUGUAUAAAUUUGCUGAGUUUACUGUAUUGCGAUCUCAUAUAUGAAUAA